Molecule: messenger RNA, 1104 nt
Organism: Rosa rugosa (rugosa rose)
Lineage: Eukaryota; Viridiplantae; Streptophyta; Magnoliopsida; Rosales; Rosaceae
Product: jacalin-related lectin 3-like
Exons: 3
Coding region: 437-958 (173 amino acids)
Source: RefSeq, a predicted model, not a curated record
ACUAUUUAUAUUCAAGUUCAUUCAUGUACGUACGUACAGCAGCUCGAUCUUAGUUGCCCUCUGUUCUCCGUUGGUCGCUAUUAAUUUAACUCCAACGUACAGUUAAUGGUAACUCAUUUUGAUUCAUGAUUUUGUAUAUGCUAUUUAUCAAUCUGGCCGUGUAAUUUAAUUAUUAUUCAGAGUGGAAAUAUGCAUGUUAACUACGACAGAGUCUUGAGGAAUCCAAGAAAACCGUUGUUUCAGUCGGGCCGUUUGGAGAAAAUAAGCGAGUAAUACCCUUUGAUGAUGGAGUACACUCAGCAGUGAAAGGUUUGGAGAUGGUCCAUUUGAAAGGUGAAAGGGGACAUAUUCAAAACGUCCGGUUUGAAUAUGAAGACGACGGAAUCUCAGUUUGGGGAGACAAGCAUGGUACAAAUAUCAUUUUGGAUGUCUUAAUAUGGCAGGGCUCGCAACCGACGGCGACAUGAGAAGGGAAUGCAUUAGGUUCAAUUAUCCAGACGAAUUUUUGACUUCAGUUGAUGGAAAUUAUGAAGCAAACUUGUCGGGGUCCUGGCUAUCCUCACUUACUUUUAACACUAACAGAAAAACUUACGGACCCUUUGGAUCGACUCCAAAUCGCAAUCGGAGAAGCUAUUUCUCAAUUCAUGUGCCUGGAAGUAAGAUUGUUGGUUUUCAUGGCAGAUCACACAGGUGGUGGAGUACCAAUUUUGACAUAGGAGCAUACCUAAAGCCUAUUGAUCAACAAAGUGAAUAUGCAACUUCAACAGCACUGAGCCUCCACAUCAACCUGGAUAUCCUUCUCAAACAAAGCUCAAUAAAGAUGAUAGACCUCAAAACCAGAAACAUUACGCAGUUUCAAAUAUUCGAGUUAGCAGAAAUGAGGGAGACCGCAACGGAGCUUUCUAUUUGGGCGACAAGUAUAAAUAUACGAACUAUUAUAUCGAAAAAGCAGACAUAGCGCACAAAUAAUUAAUCUGAAUCAAUCAAGAGUCGUGGAUCAAAUAAGGUAAGGGGUUAGAUAAAGAUCUCAGUUAUGUCUUCUAGCUAGAGAGACCCUCCCUUCGUGCAUAUAUGUGUGUGUGAGAGAGAGAUUUAUAUAUUUGU